Stylophora pistillata is the source of this 2552-nucleotide messenger RNA. RefSeq names its product double-strand break repair protein MRE11. Gene Ontology annotation, molecular function: 3'-5'-DNA exonuclease activity; single-stranded DNA endonuclease activity; manganese ion binding. NCBI's taxonomy places the organism in Eukaryota, Metazoa, Cnidaria, Anthozoa, Scleractinia, Pocilloporidae. Gene Ontology annotation, biological process: mitochondrial double-strand break repair via homologous recombination; double-strand break repair via nonhomologous end joining; telomere maintenance. The record is from RefSeq and is a predicted model, not a curated record. Gene Ontology annotation, cellular component: site of double-strand break; Mre11 complex; nucleus.
AAGACCUUGUAAAACAAUGCGAAAUUUUAUUAUGUUCGUGUCCAUAUGGAAGUAGCUAAUAAAACAAACCUUGUGUAUUCUGUGACCAUUUUAAAACUUUUUCGGGAGUUCAAAGAGAGCCAAAGCUGAUAACGCUCGAGCAAGCGGAGGUGGACGAAAAGCAACCAAAAUACUAGUCAGCGGAUUUUCUCUAAAUCGUGGGAAUUUAAGAUGGCGGAUGAAAAAGGAAAUGAAGAUCCUGAAGAUACGAUGUACAUCCUCAUUGCGACAGAUUGCCAUCUUGGGUAUAUGGAAAAAGACCAGGUCCGAGGAAAUGACUCAUUGGUUACCUUCGAGGAAAUUCUGCAUAUAGCAAAGGAGAAGAAUGUAGAUUUUAUUCUCCUUGGAGGAGACCUAUUUCAUGAGAAUAAACCUUCUCGGAAGACUUUACAUGGUGCAAUGGCGCUCUUUAGGAAAUAUUGCAUGGGGGAUAAAGCUUGUCAGAUGGAAUUUCUCAGUGAUCAAUCUUUGAACUUUUCUCAGUCCAGAUUUCCUUGGGUAAAUUAUGAGGAUCCAAAUUACAACAUAUCCAUUCCAGUGUUUUCCAUUCACGGAAACCAUGAUGAUCCUGCUGGGGAUGGGAACCUUUGUGCUUUGGAUUUGCUCAGUGUCUGUGGAUUUGUUAAUUAUUUUGGUAGAGCUCCAUCAAUUGAUGACAUCACUGUGUCACCUAUCUUGAUGCAGAAGGGUAGUGUUAAGGUAGCACUGUAUGGUUUGGGAUCCAUAAGAGAUGAGCGUCUACACCGUACAUUCCUUAAUCAUAAUGUCAAGAUGCUGAGACCCAAGCAGGAUCCUGAAUCCUGGUUCAAUGUAUUUGUUUUACAUCAGAAUAGGGCAAAGCAUGGCUCAACUAAUUACAUUCCAGAGAAGUUCCUUGCUGAUUUUCUUGAUCUUAUAAUGUGGGGCCAUGAACAUGAGUGUAUUAUAGCACCAAAGAAUGCAGAGGACCCAAACCUGUCAUUUUACAUCACUCAGCCAGGGUCCAGUGUUGCAACCUCUCUCAGUGAAGGAGAAUCAAGACCUAAGCAUGUAGGAAUCCUUAAAAUAACAAAGAAGAAAAUGUUCAAAAUAGAUAAGAUUAAACUGAAGACCGUGCGCCCUUUUUACAUUGAAGAUGUGAUUCUGAAAGAAACAGAAAUUGAUCCUACCCAAGAAGACAUGGUGAUGGCUUAUCUAGUUAAUAAAGUGGAACAGUUGAUUGAAAAGGCAAAGAGGGAACACACAGGCAGCUCUCGUCAACCUGACAAACCUCUCAUCAGAUUACGGGUUGAUUACAGUGAUGGCUUUACAGCUUUUAACAUUCGAAGAUUUGGACAACAAUUUGUAGACAGAGUGGCAAAUCCAAAGGACAUUCUACUGUUCUUCAGGAAAAAACAACCAUUUAAAACUGCAACAGACAAGAGAGAUAGAGAUGAAUCUAGAGUUCCGCACCUACGUCCAGAACCACUGGACACAAUAACAAUGGAAGACUUGAUCAAAGAGUAUUUAACCUCAAAGGAUAAUGCAUUAGAACUACGGAUUCUAACAGAGGGAAGAAUGGCACAGGCACUUCGUGAGUUUGUUGAAAAAGAUGAAAAAGAUGCAAUAUCUACCUUAGUAAAGUGGCAACUAGAUCAGGCACAUAGCCACUUGAAGAAACGACAGAAUAUCCCUGAAGAAAACAUUGAAGUUGAAGUUUUCAAACAUACGGAGGAAAUACGACAGAAAGAAGAUGAAGAUGAAGGGCAUGAUGCAGAAGACAUGAGAAAGGUGCUUGAAGAAUCUCGUGCCAGUCAAAUAAACACUGGAAAUGAUGUUGACAUGAGUGGCAGUGAUGAUGAGGAUGGACCACCCAGGCCAAGUACUAGUAGAGGAAAAAAAGGCCACAGUGAUGCUGUUAACACUUCCACAAGAGGCACAGCUGGAGGACAUGGCAGGGGAAGAGGAAGAGGAAGGAGUAGAGGUGGGCGUGGAAGAGGAAGGGCUGCCAACACAUCUCAAACAAUAAUGGAUUCUUUUACUUCAGCAUCCAAGAGAAAGAAACAACAAAGUAACGUUAAGGGAGAUAGUUCUGAUGAUGAUGAUGACGAUGAAUUCAACAUUCCAUUAUCAUCUUCUUUGAAGAAGACCAAAACUGUACAAUCAACAUCACAAAGGUCCAAUGGAGCCAAGAACAGAACAGCUGUGGUCAAUACUGUUGAAAAAGAAGAGGAAAGUGAGGAUUCAGAUGAUCCUUUUUCUAUGCAGCCAAGCAGUAAAAAAAGCAGAAGAUAGCAAAAGAUGAGGCCUUGGAAUUUUCCAAGAAAUCCUAUGGUGGGACAGUGGGAGAAAGUAUCAGUGCAAAACAACACCUAUAAAUUUUAUUAGAAAAAGUUAACAACUCUUGAUUAAGGAGUCUUGUUCAAAAUGAGGUUUGUACUAAUUCAGGAUUCUAUGUAACCCUUGGUCUAAUUUUUCUUGUGUUGGAGUGUAUACUGGGACUAGCAAUUUGCGAGGAUUUUUGUCCACUAACGUUAAAAUGUAUGAACUGUCAA